Molecule: messenger RNA, 2021 nt
Organism: Fusarium odoratissimum NRRL 54006
Lineage: Eukaryota; Fungi; Ascomycota; Sordariomycetes; Hypocreales; Nectriaceae
Exons: 1
Coding region: 592-1320 (242 amino acids)
Source: RefSeq, a predicted model, not a curated record
AAGUCGGCAAUUAACGUUUGUUUAUUCGGAGACAAUGGACCCCUGUUUCUGUUUUCUUUCUACCGUUUAUUCUAGACUAGACCCGAGUCACGCUACAAAAAAUGCUAUAAGAAAAAUGCCAUUCAACUUGGUGAUAUCUUCCUGAGCAUCAGGUAUAUCCAAUUAUCUCAGUCAUGGGAGACCGCUGCUUCUUUGACGCGCGCUUCAUGAUACGCAUAGGUACACAGCACAGUAGCCGGUUAUUAAUUUCCUCCUGGCGGUAUUAUUCUCGAGGAGUUUUAUACAAUAGUGAUAGCCAUCAUGACAAUAGCGGCAAGCAGUGCCAGUCUCUUAUUGACAACCUGCCCAUUAAGCUAGCAUCCAUCUUUCUCACCAAAAAAACAUCAACAUGAAGCUUCCAACUCCUUCUAGGUCGCCCCAUCUAUCACUGCCAACAGUCCCAGUUCUGUGGGCCCAGAUAACGAACCAACAACCAGGAUUUGUGCAAAAAAACAGACAUUGUCAUGAUACCGCAGAGCAAGGACCUUGCUGACCUCCAUCGAUACCUCAGCUAAGCGGCUCUGCUAAACAAAAAAUACUACGUUAAAAGCCAUGGCACCCGCACCACAGAUCCCACCCAUACCGACCUCACCAAGCAUCUUCCAAACCACACACAGCGCCUUAGCCUUUAUAAUGGCCUCCGAUUUCGAGAAACAGAGCUACUGGCACAAGCGCUUCUCGUCCGAAAAAGCCUUCGAAUGGCUUCUUCCGUCGGCUGAUUUCAUGCCGUUGGUAAAGCCCGUUCUCGACCGGCUUGACCCGGCCACGGCCCGCAUCCUCCACAUCGGCUUCGGGACAAGCGACUUGCAGAAUCAUUUCCGGUCACGGGGCUUCCGCGAUAUUCUCAACGUCGACUAUGAACCACUCGCUAUUGAUCGGGGUCGCGAUCUCGAAGAGCAAGCUUUUGGAGAUGUUCAAAUGCGAUAUGAUGUGCAAGACGCUACACAAUUAGAUCUGUGCGAGAAGUUUGAUCUUAUUGUUGACAAAAGUACGGUUGAUGCAAUUUCAUGUGGUGGUGAGAUGGCGCUGCGGCGGAUGGCUGCUGGUAUUAAGCGUUGUCUUGCGGAUGGUGGCGUUUGGAUCUCGUUCAGUUAUUCAGCCUACCGAUUUGACCUGGAUGACUUUCCGUUUGACGUUGAGGUCCUUGCCAAAGUCUUGACUCAGAAAACGUUGCCGAAUGAUCCAGAUAUAUACCACUGGUGUUAUCUUCUUCGACCGAGAAGAGACACGGCUCCGGAUUCGCCUAUAAGUACGGACGACAACCCUGCGGGAGAAGGCUGAGACGAUAGUGUGCCUGUCAAACGAAAAAUGGCCGUAUAAUGCAUUGCCCGGAUGGAGUCCCAUUGUAUAAAAUACUCAACUUCGACCUGAUGAUGCAGCAGCUGGAUGGAUACUUCGCUUUCGUCCUGAAUUGGACAACCCGCAGUUCUUAGACUUUCUCCCUGGUAACUAGACAUUACUAAUAAUGUAAUUAAAACUUGACACUCUUUUACGAAAUGCCUGCAACCUCUUUUAUUAGAAAGGGUUGCUCGAACUUCACCCUCGCGAGGCUCGAGGGUAGCUAUUCUCUGCUGGUUACAUGGCCAGGCGACAGAAUCCAUGAUGCCAUGAUAAUCAAGAAAACAUCAUUUCUUCCGACUUUCUCUCUUGGUAAGCAUGAAGAAGAAUUAGGCUCCUAGAUUGCACAUGUGAAAUUCUCUCGAGUGUUUACGCGUUUGGUCUUGUGUGGAAUAUUUGGAUCUUGGCACCACUUCUAAGUUUUGUUAUUCAGGUGUGCUGAAGUAAGGCAUGUAUGUCUAUCGAAUGCUAUAAAGCCGCGAAGAAGUAUUAUUGAAACUAAAUAUGGAUUUGUUUAACCUAAGGCUUUAUUCUUCCUGGAAUCGAAGAUUUUGCUAUACCUGGAUCACUUCUGGGCAACAUAACCAACCGCAUGUGAGCUUAGAUAAGACAUGCUUGUAAGGCGGUUUAAACAACACAAAAGC